Messenger RNA from Vigna angularis (adzuki bean), 805 nucleotides. Its product is annotated as 60S ribosomal protein L17-2. The coding region runs from base 84 to 629 and encodes 181 amino acids. NCBI's taxonomy places the organism in Eukaryota, Viridiplantae, Streptophyta, Magnoliopsida, Fabales, Fabaceae. Gene Ontology annotation, cellular component: cytosolic large ribosomal subunit; ribosome. The transcript is spliced from 7 exons. Gene Ontology annotation, biological process: cytoplasmic translation. Gene Ontology annotation, molecular function: structural constituent of ribosome. The record is from RefSeq and is a predicted model, not a curated record.
UAAAGCGAUUCAGGACUAGGUUUUACCCUAGUUUGCUUCCUCCUUCAAUCGUUUGGAAGAAGUAGAAGAAGAAGGGAGCCGCCAUGGUGAAGUACUCCAGAGAACCUGACAAUCCCACCAAGUCUUGCAAGGCAAGGGGCGCCGACCUCAGAGUGCAUUUCAAGAACACUAGGGAGACUGCCUUUGCCAUCAGGAAGUUGCCCCUGGUUAAAGCUAAGAGAUACUUGGAGGAUGUGUUGGCCCACAAACAAGCCAUCCCUUUCCGACGUUUCUGCCGUGGUGUUGGGAGGACGGCUCAGGCCAAAAACAGACACUCCAAUGGACAAGGACGUUGGCCCGCCAAAUCUGCUAAAUUCAUCCUGGAUUUGCUGAAAAAUGCCGAGAGUAAUGCUGAAGUGAAAGGUUUGGAUGUAGAUGCUCUUUAUAUUUCUCAUAUCCAGGUUAAUCAAGCACAGAAGCAAAGACGCCGCACCUACCGAGCCCAUGGAAGAAUCAACCCUUACAUGUCAUCUCCCUGCCAUAUUGAGCUGAUAUUAUCUGAGAAGGAAGAGCCUGUGAAGAAAGAGCCGGAGACACAAUUGGCGACAAGCAAGAAGAAGGGUGCUCUUCGAAGUGGUGCUUCAUCCUAAAUUGCUCUUGAAGAAAGUGAUUGGAGGACUCACCUUUAGAUUAUGUCAGUUUUGAAGAUCGUUUUCAUUUUUUAAAUUUGAAUAUUUGUGAUGAGCCGCAUUUGAAUAUUGAACAGCACCUUUUUGUUGAGCAUACUAUGUUUUAAGUUAAUUGAGAACUUCAAAUUCAAAAGGUA